AUGGCGUCCGAUGUCUCACCCCUGGGAGUGGCCUCAGGAAACCCAGGUUCCAGCACUCAGGCCGGAGGGUCCAUGGCGCAGAGAGGAAACAAGCGCCGCUCUUCUGGGUUGGAUUUUGACGAUGAUGACGACGAUGAUGAUUCCGGACAGAAAUUCCUCAGGUGUGAUGACGACCAGCUUCCUAAUGACAAGGAGAGGUUUGCAAGGGAGAACCACAGCGAGAUCGAGCGAAGGAGGAGAAACAAAAUGACAGCAUACAUCACAGAAUUGUCCGACAUGGUGCCCACCUGCAGCGCCCUGGCUCGCAAGCCAGACAAGCUCACCAUCUUACGAAUGGCAGUGUCGCAUAUGAAGUCUUUAAGAGGCACAGGGAAUACGCCUACAGAUGGCACCUAUAAGCCAUCCUUCUUGACUGAUCAGGAGUUGAAGCAUCUGAUCUUGGAGGCUGCAGAUGGUUUCUUGUUUGUGGUAUCCUGUGAGACGGGCCGGAUUGUCUACGUGUCCGAUUCGGUGACUCCAGUUCUCAAUCAGCCCCAGUCGGAGUGGUUUGGAAGCUCAUUGUACGACCAGGUCCAUCAAGAUGAUGUGGACAAACUGCGAGAGCAAUUAUCUACAGCGGAGAAUGCCAUGACAGGUCGUAUCUUGGACUUAAAAACCGGCACAGUGAAAAAAGAGGGCCAGCAGUCCUCUAUGAGAAUGUGUAUGGGUUCCCGGAGGUCGUUUAUCUGUAGGAUGAGGUGCGGAAACACUUCUGUUGACUCGACCUCCAUGAACAGGCUGAGUUUUAUGAGGAACAGAUGCAGAAACGGUCUGGGCCCACCCAAGGACGGAGAGCCACAGUUUGUGGUUGUACACUGCACAGGGUAUAUCAAAGCUUGGCCACCUGCAGGUGUUUCAUUACCAGAUGACGACCAGGAAACCGGGCAGAGUAACAAGUUCUGCCUUGUGGCCAUUGGCAGGUUGCAGGUCACAAGCUCUCCUAACUGUACAGAUAUGAAUAGCCUAUGCCAGCCAAUAGAGUUUAUCUCCCGACACAACGUGACUGGCAUGUUCACAUUUGUUGACCAUCGGUGUGCCUCCACAGUGGGCUACCAACCACAGGAACUCCUAGGGAAGGACAUAGUGGAGUUUGCCCACCCAGAAGACCAGCAGCUUCUAAGAGACAGUUUUCAGCAGGUAGUGAAAUUAAAAGGCCAGGUGCUGUCCGUCAUGUUUCGGUUCCGGUCCAAAAACCACGAGUGGCUGCUGAUGAGAACCAGCUCAUUCACCUUUCAGAACCCGUACUCUGAUGAAAUCGAGUAUAUCAUCUGCACAAACACUAACGUGAAGAACACCAGUCAGGAGUCGCGACCUGCUCUCUCCAGUACUAUGCAGAGACCUCCACUGAGUCAGAGUAUUGCCCACCCUCUGGAAAUGGGCCCGGGACAGCUUGCCGCCAGACAACAGCCUCCGCCGCAAGCAGAGCUAGAUGUUGUAAGCAGCCGAGAUAAUCUGGGUACAUACAACCAUACACAGGUUCCAGUUCAGCCAGUGGCAUCAGCAGUUCCUGACCACAGCAAAUCCAUGGAGAAGUCGGAUUCCCUGUACGGACAGGAGAGAGAUCCCAGGUUUGCAGAAAUCUUCAGUGGCAUCAACUCAGACCAGAACAAAGUACUCAACACCAGUGGCGUUCCUGGCAACCAGCAACUUUUCCAACAAGCCAGCACUUUCACCCCAGCCCCUCGUACCGUGGAUAGCUUUAGGAAUAGUGGAAUGGGGUCUCCAGCCAACAUAAUCCAGCAGCCCGUUUCUGCUGGGCAGAUCCUGGCUCAGAUAUCACGGCACACAAGCCCCACACAAGUCACCGGCACCAACUGGAGCUCAGGCACAAGGCCAUCAUUCACAGCACAGGCACCAAAGACCCAGUCUCCUUCAUUUGGUAUGGGCAACUUCUCGGCAACACCUUCCAACUUCAGCCCAUUGUCCUCCCAGAGUUCCACAUCCUCUCCAGCCGGUGUUGCCUACCCUAACCUAGCCAGCAGAACCAACAGCUUUGCUACAGAUGUCGGACAGUCGCGGGUUCCAUUCCAAACACGGGCGGCCGAUGCAGUAGGAGUUUGGCCUACGUGGCAGAGUCAACACCAUGGGCCGAGCACCACAGACACACACGUCCAGCAACAAGCUCCCCAAACAGAAGUUUUCCCGGACAUGCUCUCCAUCCUGGGAGACCAGACCUCGAGCUACAACGGCGAAGAGUUUUCCGAGCUCAACAUGUUCCAGUCCUUUGUGGAGUAGAAAAUUUGUUGUUUCUAGCACACAAAAUUGAAACCCAGAUGCCUAUAGACUGAACUUCCUCCCGUCCUUGGUGAAGGCCACUCAUUUCUCAACCUCAGCGAGCGUUUAGGAAUUGAUUACCAUUUAUGGUAAGAAGAGUGGAAAAUCGAGAAGGACCUCAAAUCCAGAGCUUGGGAGGAAGACGCACAGGACAUCACAAAACUGCCUUCCUUGUGAACUCAGGAGACGUCAACAUGAAGCUCUCCGGCCCUCACCAGCUUUAAAUCUCAUGUUGUGCCACCAGUUUAUACUUCACCUUCUUCCCAGGAACACGAAGCACACCUCAAUACUUGUCAGCCUGAACACAUUUCAUUUUUUUUCUAGUGCUGUGACCCUAAAAAUCUAUCAUUUUAGGAUCGAUCAGGGAUACAUUUUGCAUAGGAUAAUCACAGUUGUAGUCUGUGCCUUUUUUAAACGAAAAAUGUCAGGACAGGAAAUGGAGAAAAAACCUAAAUAUAAAUAUCUUUACUACUACCUGAGGCAUUCUCUACCCAUGGUGGGCUAAAAUGACUAUAUGGGGCGAGACAUCGAAUGUCCGCCCCGUUCUGCUUAUUCGAUAAUUAAUUUAACGCUUUGGCCUACAAGUGGCUAUAUCAUUGUCUUGCACCUUAGCUAAAAACAAAAGUGUCUGGA
Molecule: messenger RNA, 2946 nt
Organism: Nanorana parkeri
Lineage: Eukaryota; Metazoa; Chordata; Amphibia; Anura; Dicroglossidae
Gene: ARNT
Product: aryl hydrocarbon receptor nuclear translocator
Exons: 20
Coding region: 1-2274 (757 amino acids)
Biological process (GO): regulation of transcription by RNA polymerase II
Cellular component (GO): nucleus; transcription regulator complex; cytoplasm
Molecular function (GO): DNA-binding transcription factor activity, RNA polymerase II-specific; RNA polymerase II cis-regulatory region sequence-specific DNA binding; protein dimerization activity
Source: RefSeq, a predicted model, not a curated record